Molecule: messenger RNA, 1584 nt
Organism: Raphanus sativus (radish)
Lineage: Eukaryota; Viridiplantae; Streptophyta; Magnoliopsida; Brassicales; Brassicaceae
Product: probable protein S-acyltransferase 2
Exons: 5
Coding region: 207-1397 (396 amino acids)
Biological process (GO): protein targeting to membrane; peptidyl-L-cysteine S-palmitoylation
Cellular component (GO): endoplasmic reticulum; Golgi apparatus
Molecular function (GO): protein-cysteine S-palmitoyltransferase activity
Source: RefSeq, a predicted model, not a curated record
CUUAAUUAGAAACAAGAGAGAGAAAGAGGGUUAGGCGAAGAGAGGAAAGAAGCCAGACGACCAGCGGCAGCGAUUUGAAAUCUCCGAUUUCAUUCGCUGGCCGUGGAAACGACGUAGCGCGCAAGAAGAAAAAUGGUGUUUUUAUGUUUUGGCCGUUUCGUCGUUGAGGUCUGAGAGGUUUGAGGAAGAAGAAGAAUAAGAUUGCAAUGGCGAAGAAGCAAAGCGGUCAUGUCCACAAUGCUCCUUCCCACGACGACAUGAUCAUGUUUUCUUCUCAGGAUCCUAAACCCAAGAGGAUAUACCAGCUCUGGCCCGGUAACAAUACAUUUUGUUGCGGAGGGAGACUAGUCUUUGGUCCAGAUGCAUCUUCACUUCUUCUCACCACAGCUAUGAUUGGAGCUCCUGCCCUCACUUUCUCCAUUCGAAUGGCUUUCAUGAUCGCAAAGAGCUCUCCUCUGUUCCACUCUCUUAUUAUGAUUGGUUCCCUUUUGCUCACUAUCUUGGACUUCACAUUCCUCUUCUUAACUUCAUCAAGAGACCCUGGGAUCAUCCCAAGAAACAAAGAAGCACCUGAAGCAGAAGCAGAAGCUAUUGACAUUCUAAGUAACACAAAGUUACCUAGAACCAAGGAUGUACUAGUGAAUGGCUACACAGUCCAAAUCAAAUUCUGUGAGACUUGUUUGCUUUACCGUCCUCCUCGCGCUUCUCACUGCUCAACAUGUAACAACUGUGUCCAAAGAUUUGAUCAUCACUGUCCAUGGGUGGGACAAUGCAUCGCUCUAAGAAACUAUCCUUACUUCAUAUGUUUCAUAUCAAUUUCAACACUCCUCUGCUUGUACGUAUUUGUCUUCUCAUGGGUUAGCAUGCUUGAGGUACACGGCGAGAUGUUGUUAGUGGUCAUCAUGGAUGAUACAGUAUUUAUUGUUCUCAUCAUAUACUGCUUCAUCGUUGUCUGGUUUGUCGGUGGGCUCACUGUCUUUCACCUCUAUCUUAUCUCCACCAAUCAGACAACUUAUGAGAAAUUCCGGUACCGUUAUGACAAGAAAGAGAACCCUUACGGAAAGGGUCUAUUCAAGAACCUGUUUGAGGUGUUCUGUUCAAGAAUAUCACCUCCUAUGAUUAACUUUAGAGACUGGGCUCAAGAGGAACCUGAUGUGGAGGUUGGAUCCAUUGCAUCUGAACUAGACAGAGCCUUUGGACCAAGGGGAGAUAGAUAUGAUAUGGAAAUGGAAAUAGGCGAUCGUAAGAAUAGUAAAGGUGGCUUGCGUCUCAAGACACUGGACAACAAUAUUGAAGAAACUUUGAAGAAGAAAAGUUUAGGUGAAGGAACGGCCAAGAAGACCACCCCUACGUUUAAAAUCCCUGGAAAAUCGAGCGUUGAUGUGAGAUCGAGAUAGGACAAAAUGCUUAAUUACUUGUUGUAAAGUAACUCUUUAAUUCUGAAAGCCAUACACUUCUGUCUUCAAACGAGUAAUAUACUUUCAGGAUCAGAGAAAAGUGUAGGAUAAGAAAUCAAAUGUAGUCUAUGUAAAAAUGGAAUGUUGUUUCUUGCGUUACACUGUUCUUCAAGAACAGUUUCUUGAU